Molecule: messenger RNA, 2176 nt
Organism: Limulus polyphemus (Atlantic horseshoe crab)
Lineage: Eukaryota; Metazoa; Arthropoda; Merostomata; Xiphosura; Limulidae
Product: oxysterol-binding protein-related protein 11-like
Exons: 12
Coding region: 182-1078 (298 amino acids)
Source: RefSeq, a predicted model, not a curated record
AUACACGUCAGUUAGAUAUUUCUAAUUGUGUCCCAGAUCUAACUGAAGAAGAAAGAAAGCAUUUAAUAACAGUAAUGGCUAAAGCAAAGAUGUAGUGGACACUGCAGGAUUGGGAGAGUUCAAGAGAGGACUAGUACUUGGAGAGUCGGGGCUGGACAUAGGAAGAUGGAACAUGAAAUGAAUGGAAUUUGAAGCUCAAGAAGAAAAUAAAACAAAGAAGCCGGUAGAAGGCCUGCUUAGUAAGUACACCAACAUGGUGAAGGGUUGGCAGAAUCGCUGGUUUGUCCUUAAUCCAGUAGCUGGUUUCCUGGAAUAUUACAUGGUGGAUGAAAUAAAAAAAAGACCAAGAGGAGUUGUCCGUUUAGCUGGGGCAGUUAUUUCUCCUAGUGAUGAGGACAGUCAAACUUUUACAGUCAGUGCCGUCUGUGGUGAGGUUUACAGGUUGCGAGCUGGUGAUGCCAAGCAGAGACAAUUUUGGGUGAAUCGACUUCGAGCCGCUGUUGAAAACCAAAAUCAACAUGUAGCUGAAAAAAAUCCUCCUCUCUCAACACGAGAACAAAGAAGUAGUUCACACCCACCCCCUGCCAAAUCCCAAACAGUUUGGCACACCUCUUCGUCUGGUCCAUCUCAUUCCACCUCCGUAUCUACUGUAAUCUCACCAGUAUUUAGAGUCUCUGAUGCUUUUAACUCUGUCAGAGAAUUGCUUCUCCAGACAGAACAUAAUCAUCAAGAUCUUGUCAAAACUAUUGAGGAAGUACCAAUAAAAGGCACUUGUGUAAAGUCAUAUAACCGAGAUCUUCUUCUACUGAAAGCUACAUCUCAAGCAACUCUCUUGUGUCUAGAACAGUGUUUUGCCAUUCUACAGCAACAACAGAUCAGUACUAAUUCUCAGAGUGGACUUCCAGCAGAGGUGUCAGUCCAUUGGUUGGAUCCUCCUUGUUCUCCUGGUUCAUCUGUGAGCCAGUCACCUAUACUCCCUUCUCGAUCUUUCCAAGGAGACAGAACACUUUCCUCUGUUGAAACACUUCCUGUUUCAGCUACUUCGAGAAGCCUUCAGAAUGCAUCAGUUGUCACCUGAUAGUACAAUUUUAUUAUGAUUUUGUACAUUUAAGUACAGCAAAGUAUAAAGUACGUGUUUUGGCCAUAUUCCAUCAUGGCUAGAACUACUGUAAAAUUAUAAACAUUCAAGAUUUACCACACUGUAUUCUAGAUAAAUAUCAAACACCAUUGCUUGAACAAGUUUUACAAUAAUAUUAAAUACCUUUUAUUUAAAAAAUAUUUGUUGUGUUAUGUAUGAUCCUUUUGUAGCAUUUUUUUCCAAAAUUUGCUUGAGGGUAAAUAAGAAUAGUAUCUUGUAACCAACAAUUGGCUGUCAUUUCAUAAUUAUAUGAACUGAAAUAGAGUUAUCAUUUCAUUACCAAAUUACAUGUUAAAUUCAUGUAAGAAUAUGAUUUUUUUUUUUUUUCAGAAAUGUAUAAAUCUAUAUCAUAUACUUACAUCUUUCCAAGCUUAUCAUAUCCAAGAUUUAUUUUUUGAUUCUUCCAUAGUAAAGUAGCCACAGCUCUUCACUUGUUGUUAGUUUAUAACUUUUGGAAAUCACUAAACUAGAUGUUUUAUGGACUUAUUGGAAGAAAGUAGUUUGAAACUACAAAGCUGUUGUGAAAUCUAUUGGAAAACUUCUUGAUCAUGUUUAUUUAAAAUGUUAGGUGUGUGGAAUAUUUAUGUAUUAAUUUUUUCAACCUGUCUUGCUUUCCUGGCAUUUUUGUAUAGCUGAAUAUAAUUGAUGAAUUAGUAAACAUUCCAAUACUUGGUGAACAUACUUUUAUGCCUCUAUUAUUUUUACAUUUUGAUUAAAACAAAAAAUGGUGACAUGUCGGAAUGCCCACUUAUAAUUCCUAGAUGUUUCGGAUUUGUCAUAAUUCCAUCAUCGCUAAUUUAGAGGUACAAAACAAACAAACAGUAUUUGUAAUUAUAAAUAUUGUUUGUUUGAUUUGUACCUCUAGAUUAGUGAUGAUGGAAUUAUGACGAACCCGAAACAUCUAAUAAAUGCUUCCUGUUAUUAUGUUCUCAAAAAUGAGUGUAUUAAAAUUUCUAUUGUUACUCCAGUGGCAAACACUCCAGUUUUUGGUUGAUUUGUCAUAGGAUAGUUUUGUGGAGCGUAUAAAUUGGAAGGUGU